Messenger RNA from Lotus japonicus, 1363 nucleotides. RefSeq names its product 30S ribosomal protein S21, chloroplastic. The record is from RefSeq and is a predicted model, not a curated record. Gene Ontology annotation, molecular function: structural constituent of ribosome. Lineage: Eukaryota; Viridiplantae; Streptophyta; Magnoliopsida; Fabales; Fabaceae. Gene Ontology annotation, cellular component: ribosome. Gene Ontology annotation, biological process: translation.
AUGGCUGCCUCAUCCUCCUUCUUCUCUUUUCUUCUACCACCAAAACCAAAACCACCCCAAUCACUCUCACCUUCCCUCACUCGUUUUCCAUCUCAGAAGCACCAGAACCUAGUCAGUGACGAUCUUCACCCAUCUUCUUCUUCUUCUUCUUCUUCUUCUUCUUCUUCUUCUUCUUCUUCUUCUGCUGUUUCUGCUGCUUCAUCAGAGUUAUCCUCUGUGAUUUGUCCCUCUCUUGCAAAUGCCAACACCCUCUUCUUCCGAUCAGCGUACAAUGUGCAGGUGGUUGUGGCCGAAAACGAGAAUGAGGAGAGGCUGCUCAACAGGUUCCGAAGAGAGGUGAUGAAAGCAGGUGUCAUUCAAGAGUCCAAGAGGAGAAGGUACUUUGAGAACAAGCAGGAUGAGAAGAAGCGCAAGACUCGCGAAGCUGCCAAGCGUAACAAAAGAAGCAGGCGCACUGAGUGGAAACCUCCAAUGCAGAACAAGCAGGAGGUCCCAACAACCAAGAAGGAAGUGGAUGAUGAUAAUUGGGAUAUGCCUGAAGAUGCUUGAUACUAAGCCAAACUUAUUUCCACACAUUAUGUACUAAUUUUCACAUUUUACUCUGAGAAGCUUUUUCGGCCUGUAAGUUCUUCUGUUAACUAAAAUCAAUUCCUUGGACUCAAUUAGUAUAAUUUUCAAUUUAAAUAUCGUUUAAUAUUAUGCAAUUUGUUCAUUUGUGCAUCAAAUUCUUCUUCAUCCCUUGAUUCUAUGAUAUCUUGCUGCAGUCACUGUUUAUUUUCCCCUCCUGCAUCAAUUAGAAUCCCCCAAUGAUGUUGAGUUUACUAGCCCUGUAGAAGAUACAUUUUAGAUAAGGAAAAGUAAAAAAGAUUUGCAUUGUAUUAUGUGUUAUGAGAAAAUGUCUUUUCACUGAACAAUAAAAUAUUCUUGGUGUAAAGGAUCAUCCAAAUGAGGGAGGAUAGCCUGUUCAUUUCAUCUGCAAUCUCAAGGUUGUAGAAAUUAGAAAAGUUCAUUGUAUUGAAGUUUCCUUCUGUAUGGACACUGGAGUAUAUCUUUAUACUGCUACAUGUGAAUGCUAUUUGUUUCUGGAGUCAUUAACUUUCAUUUUUACACUAAUCUGCUUUUUACUUGGAAAGGAAGCAAAUUGUUUUAUUCAUAGUUGAGCCAUUUGUUUUAGUGAAAAUGAUAGGUAGCUAUAGCUAAGCAAAGUAAAUUUGGAAGAAGUAGGAUCGUCAGUUAGUUCUGAAUCAACCAACAACUUGUUGAUCUAGUGGUAGACAAGCAAGAUCCCGGAGUAAGAGUGAAGACACAAGUUCGAAUCCCUAGAAAGUUAUCUAUUGGGAGGGACUGCUACAGUUUCCCGGAC